Sus scrofa (pig) is the source of this 4783-nucleotide messenger RNA. RefSeq names its product potassium inwardly rectifying channel subfamily J member 16 (gene KCNJ16). NCBI's taxonomy places the organism in Eukaryota, Metazoa, Chordata, Mammalia, Artiodactyla, Suidae. The record is from RefSeq and is a predicted model, not a curated record. Gene Ontology annotation, molecular function: inward rectifier potassium channel activity. Gene Ontology annotation, cellular component: plasma membrane. Gene Ontology annotation, biological process: regulation of monoatomic ion transmembrane transport; potassium ion import across plasma membrane.
UUCUUCUCACCCUGUUCCCUAUUAUUGCUGAUUUAAUCGGGCAUUUGUCUCCAAAACUCUGUGUGAUAUCUUUCAUCAAAGCCACCAGUGACAUGGCGCGGCCACAUCCAGAGGUCAGUUCUUAGACCUCAUUUUGACCCAUCAUUAGUCUCUGACACAGGGGAUCCCUCCCUUUCUCUCGACAUGGUUUUCUUCACUUCAUACCACACCUCACUGUUUUCUGUCUACUUCAAGCAAUUCUCCUUUUCAAGCUCUCUUGUCAAAUCUCCCUUAUCGUCCCACCUUCAGAUUGGGCUUCCCCAGAGCUUAGUCGUUGGAACCUUCCUCUCUGCUGACUGACCUCACUUCUCGUGUGUUCUCCUCUGUAUUCAGGGUUUUAAGGACUUGGUAGGUACUGAUAACGCCCCAUCUUGUGCCUCCAUUCUGGACCUCUCCCCUCACGUCCAGAAUAGUAGAUAUUGUCACCGGACAUCUUCAUCGGGCUGUCAGCAUAUCCAGUUACCACCGUCAAGCCUCAGCCAUUGAGUGCCCCACUUCAAAAUGUCUUCUCUCCUAGUUUCAUUGUUGGUGCCAGCAUUCACUCAGUUUCUUGUUAAAUGCCCACAUUUUCAGGACCAGUUCAUUCCAAAUUAUAAGACUUCCCAAUAGGCGAAAAAUGGACGUUGAGUAAGAAGCUUACUCCCAUAUCCCAAACCUAGAACAAACAAACAAACCAGAAACUAAAACCAGCUUCUCAGGAAGAAAAGUCUAAACUGUGUCCUCGAAGCCACCACUAGGGUUGUCCGUGGUCUCCUGGGGGCACACGGGUCCUUGGAGCCCAGAUGAAAGGACGUCGGGCAAGAGGCCGUCUGCCUUGGGUGUAAGAUUACGCACAGUCAGACAGGGCGUGUGCUUGCAUAGAAGAUCUUUGCAGUGACCAGAGGAAGAACACGCUUGGGAGAAGUUGGACGAACCCUCAAGGUGUUGGUAAGAAAAGUCCCAGCUUUCGAGACAUUGAGAAGCCGAAGAGCAACUUUUGGCCAUUUUUGUGGCGUGUAGAGAUCCUUGUUGAAGAAAUGCGAAAGACAGAGAGAUGGAUGGGCAGGCAGGAAGGACAUUUCUUCUUGAUUCGUGUUUUCUGGAAGCCACCCUUGGCAGGGCCAUCUACUAUGUGUAGGCAUGGGAACGAGUUAAAAAAAGUGUUGAUUCACUAGAGUGAAGCAGAGAAAGCAGUGGCCUUUGUGUGUGGUGAAUGUGUCCGGAAAGGCAAAGAGGCAUGGGAUGCUCCCGUGGGCUUUCUCAUCUCCAUGGCGGUAGGUGCUGAGAGCCUCCGAGAGAGCCCAGAGGAGCAGAGAGCAGAGUCCCCAGAGGUCUGGCUGCAGUGCUCUUAUCAGAUGAAAAGGACUCGGGGGUCUGAGCUGAACUUCAUUGUCUGUAACUAAGGUUGUCACUGAAAACCCAAACUAAUACAUAGCAGCACACCUAGAACAACUGAAGUCACGUGGAUGCCGGAAGGCCAUAGAAAAGAAUGAGCUACUACGGCAGCAGCUAUCCAAUCGUCAGCGUGGACCCCAAAUACCCCGGCUACCCCCCGGAGCACGUUAUCGCGGAGAAGCGAAGAGCACGAAGGAGGCUGCUGCACAAGGACGGCAGCUGCAACGUGUACUUCAAGCACAUUUUCGGAGAGUGGGGGAGCUACGUGGUGGACAUUUUCACCACUCUGGUAGACACCAAGUGGCGCCACAUGUUUGUGAUCUUUUCUUUGUCUUACAUUCUCUCCUGGUUGAUAUUCGGCUCCAUCUUCUGGCUGAUCGCCUUUCAGCACGGAGAUCUGUUAAACGAGCCCGACGUCACGCCUUGUGUGGACAACGUCCAUUCCUUCACGGGCGCGUUUUUAUUCUCGCUGGAGACGCAGACCACCAUAGGCUACGGUUACCGCUGUGUCACGGAAGAGUGUUCUGUGGCUGUGCUCAUGGUGAUCCUUCAGUCCAUCUUGAGCUGCAUCAUCAACACCUUCAUCAUUGGCGCUGCCUUGGCCAAAAUGGCAACGGCCCGGAAGAGAGCCCAGACCAUUCGGUUUAGCUAUUUCGCCCUCGUAGGCAUGAGAGACGGCAAGCUUUGCCUCAUGUGGCGCAUCGGAGAUUUCCGACCCAACCACGUGGUCGAGGGCACCGUGAGAGCCCAGCUGCUCCGCUACACGGAGGACAGCGAAGGGCGGAUGACAAUGGCAUUUAAGGACCUAAGGUUAGUCAAUGACCAGAUCAUCCUUGUCACACCCGUCACGAUCGUUCAUGAAAUCGACCCCGAGAGCCCCCUGUACGCCCUUGACCGCAAAGCCGUGGCCAAAGAUAACUUUGAGAUUUUGGUGACCUUUAUCUAUACCGGUGAUUCUACCGGAACGUGCCACCAAUCCAGGAGUUCCUACGUGCCUCGAGAAAUUCUCUGGGGCCAUCGGUUUAACGACGUCCUAGAAGUGAAGCGGAAGUAUUACAAGGUGAACUGCUUACAGUUCGAGGGCAGCGUGGAAGUCUACGCGCCCUUCUGCAGCGCCAAACAGCUGGACUGGAAAGACCAGCAGCUCCACAACCUGGAAAAAGCCCCGCCGGUCAGGGGAGCCGGCCCGUCGGACACCAAGGUCAGAAGAAGGUCGUUUAGUGCCGUUGCUGUUGUCAGCAGCUGUGAAAACCCUGAGGAGACCACCGGCCCUGCCACGGAUGAAUGUAAGGAAGCACCCUAUCAGAAAGCUCUGCUGACUUUAAACAGAAUCUCCGUAGAAUCCCAGAUGUAGUCCUAAAUGAUAAGAGCAAGGGCUAGUACUCACUCCUCUUUACUCGCUAGCCAGUCACCUUAAGGCAAGUAGUUAUUAAGGGAGCUUUUAAAGAAGGUUAGAGCUAUCUUUGAUGGUGAUGGAAGAUUAAAAGAGCAGGUUAAACUGGGUAAAAGAUAUCUAAAAAUAACAUAGCACCUGAUUGCUUAAUUUUUUUGGGGGGGGUUUAGAAAAUUUGGAUUAGGGAUGCUAUUAAGAAGCCUAAUUAGUUAAUUCAAAUUUCAUCUUCCUUGUAUUAUUCUGUAGACUCAUCAAUUGGGGGCAUAAUAUUCAAUAAUGGGGGACAAAGGUAGGAUACUGGAGUAAAUAAUAAUAGAAAGUAGAACAGGAAAACAGCAUGAAUGAUACAUUUUUCAGCGUAUCCAAAUCCAUAAUAUAAUGAAUGAGUGGUUACCUAUAAGAACACCGUAUCGUGUACCCAGGAUACGCAAGGUAUGCAUUCAGUGGAUUGUACUAUUGAAAUAGUUAACCAUGAAAUCAGCUGGCCCCUUCAAGUCACAAUGUUUGUCCCCCAUUGUGUCGCGGUAUCAGCUGGCGGGGGUAGUGGCUGUAGGAAAUAAACAGUGCCCCUGAUUCAGACAGUUCCUCCAUUGCCACUCGCCCAGGGAAGGCUCAAGAAGUGCUAGAGCCAUUUUUCUCUCUCAUCCACGAGGCAGAAGAGUAGUCGGCAUUUGUUGUUCAGAGAGCUGUUUCUCUCCUAAAGGCCCUGGUUGAUGCUAAUGAACGGCUUUACGUGGAAGAGCAGAAAUAAGGCAGACAUGAGCUUUGUGAAGUCUGUGACGGGGUUUCUUACACACGCCUCCCUCCACCUUUUCUGGGGACAAGAAUGAGGAACAGAAUGGUAGAGCCGGGGUGAGGGAAGGGGUAGGUCGAUGUUCUCAGACUCUUUGGGGUAAACAAGUUCCUCGUCCAGAGAGACCGGGGCUUUGGCCAAAGACAUGGAACUUUUUACUUUGUCACUUGCUGGGGCUGGUUAGAGGCGGAGGGGGUGGGGAGGCCGUGAAGCGAAAGGUAUUUAUUUUGUCUGUGUUUCCUGUCUUGGUCACUGUAGAAACAUAAAUAACUUGAAUUGUGGAUUUUAAGAAACUCUUCCAUUGAAUUUGGAACAAUCAUUUAAAUUAAAGCUUUUGUGAAAUAUAAUGAAGGUGAUUUUAAUGCACCUUAUAAAGCCAGUAAGCUGAGUGCUUUAGAACUGCUUAAAUUGUAGGACAUGAGACACAGGUAUACUCAUUUCCACAUUCAAAGAUGUUAACCAUGAUUAUUUUAAACACAAAUCCAGUCACCUAUGAAUGAAGAGUCCUUUUAAGCUUUGUAAAUCGGAGAGUUAUUAGCUACAUUCUUAAUUAUCUAUGGGUUUUGGGGGUUUUUUUUCCUACAUUGUUGCUGAGCUGACAAUAUAUAUAUGCCCUAGUUUUUUGCUUAUAUUAUUUAAAUAUAUAUAUAUAUACAUAAUUUUUGCAUUUUUUAUGGAAAAUCUCUCUCUCCAUUUAAAUUAACACAAAUAAAUUGAACCGAGUCACGUGGUCCAAGAUUACCAGUAACAGUAAAAUAUAUAGGUACACAGAAUUUUUUGUUUGUUUGUUUUUUGGUUUUUUUGUCGUUUGUUUGUUUGUCCUUUUUGUCUUUUUUCAGGGCCGUCCCUGCGGUAUAUGGAGGUUCCCAGGCUAGGGGUCAAAUCGGAGCUGUAGCUGCCGGCCUACACCACAGCCACAGCAACAACAGAUGUGAGCUGGGUCUGCAACCAACACCACAGCUCACGGCAACACUGGAUCCUUAACCCAUUGAGCGAGGCCAGGGAUCGAACCCUCAACCUCAUGGUUCCUAGUGGCAUUCGUUUCCAUGGCACCACGAUGGGAACUCCCAGAAUGUUUUUCUUUUGUUUUCUUCUUUAUACUCCCUUUCCCUUCUUCCCUCCCUUCCUCCUCCUCCUUCUCCCUUUUGCCUAUGAGCAAUAAACAUGUUUUAUAAAUUCACAUG